AGGGACGACGAUGAUGAUGAUGAUCUGGGUCGUCACUCGCCAGAUCUUUAGGGCAAGAACUUACAGCCCCUCCCAUAGGCACACCGCGUCCCUGGCGACGCGGGCCAAGACCGAGACAGUGUCGACCUUGCCGGGACUGCCGACCCGGGAUGGCCCAACUCGGCAGCCGGCGGCGUCGGUAAGGACACUGAGACGAGUGCACGCCGACCGAGCCACACCUAUAUAAAACGGCCCACGGGACAGGUGGGGGUACAGUCCACCGCCGACUACCACAAGAACAACAGACAUGAAGCUGCUCGUGUUCGCCGCCGUGCUGGCCGCCGUGGCCGCCGCCGCCCCGUCGGAGCUCCCCUACGAGAGGGACAUUGUCGAGAUCCUCCGACAGAACAUCGACCACAACGACGACCAGUCCUACCAGCACUCUUUCGAGAGCGAGAACGGUAUCUCUGUGUCGGAGUCUGGCGAGCCGGAGGAUGACGACAGCUACAGCGUGUCGGGCCAGUUCAGCUACACUGCCCCCGACGGCGUCACCUACACGGUGGUGUACUCGGCCGGCGAGCAGGGCUUCCAGGCGCAGGGCGACCACCUGCCCACACCGGUGCCCACCGAGUACCCCACCCCGGAGGUGUCUGAGGAAGAGGAUGAGGAGGAUGAGGAAGAGGAGGAGGAGGAGGAGGAGGUCCGUGGUGAGCCUCAGUACGAGCGUGUCAUCGUCGGCUACCGGCCCCGCUACCAGUAGGUCACUGGACUGAGCAGGUGUGCCUGCCGAGUGACCGCCCGAGUUCAUUUGUCCAUUAUCGCCUCCUUAUUUAUUCACUUUGUUUGUGUUAUGUCCACUAAGUGUUGCAUAUUGCGGCAAUAUAUGUUUUCAACGUCAA
Molecule: messenger RNA, 878 nt
Organism: Amphibalanus amphitrite
Lineage: Eukaryota; Metazoa; Arthropoda; Thecostraca; Balanomorpha; Balanidae
Product: cuticle protein CP14.6-like
Exons: 3
Coding region: 287-739 (150 amino acids)
Cellular component (GO): chitin-based extracellular matrix
Molecular function (GO): structural constituent of chitin-based larval cuticle
Source: RefSeq, a predicted model, not a curated record